AUGAUUUCCAAGACGUGUUUAAUUGUAUUGGUUUUGAACGUAUUGGUCCGCAAUGCCGUCGGGACGUAUGGUAAGUAUCUGGCAAAUUGUGGUCCACUCGGGGGCCUGUAUGAUGGCAAAUAUGGAGGACACGGAGGGGCCCAACAGCAACAACAACAACAGCAACAACAACAACAGCAGCAGGCUGCCCUGGGUGGUUUUGGAGGCAUUGGUGGCUUUGGUGGGGGAGCCCAACAACAGCAGCAACAACAACAGCAAAUGGCCGGCGGUGGUCUGUGGGGCGGCAAACACGGAGGUCUGUGGGGCGGCCACGGAGGUAAAUAUGGCGGCCACGGAUGGGCACAACAACAGCAGCAACAACAACAGGCCGGCAUCGGAGGUGGUUAUGGUGGCCUAGGUGGCAUUGGAGGCUUGGGAGCUGCCCAACAACAACAGCAGCAACAACAACAAGCUGGCCUGGGUGGUUUUAGUGGUUUUGGUGGGGCAGCCCAACAACAACAGCAGCAACAACAACAAGCUGGCCUAGGUGGAUUUGGUGGCCUAGGUGGUCUUGGUGGUUUUGGUGGGGCAGCUCAACAGCAGCAACAACAACAACAGGCCGCCCUCGGAGGCAUACCAUACGCUGAGCCACCCAUCGGUGCGCUCAGGUUUGCUAAACCCAAACCCAUUCUAGAACCACAGGAUGAUAUUAUAGACGCCACAAAACCGGGAAACAGUUGUAUGCAAAGGGAAAUGCCAUUUGCAGGCACUGCCAUCACUCAGAGUGAGGACAGUCUUGUGCUAAACAUAUGGACACCAACUCUACCCACAGAUAAUGCAAAUAAAACAUCACUCAAACCGGUUAUGUUUUUUAUACACGGCGGAGGGUUCACUGUUGGCUCCAUUAAUGGCCACUGCGAUGGCGGACCACUGGCCACACAUGGAGUGGUAUUUGUGGCCCCGAACUAUAGGUUGGGUUACUUUGGUUUCUUAUACGGGGAUCGGGAGGACGCGCCCGGAAAUUUAGGCCUCUAUGACCAGCUGUUGGCACUCAAAUGGGUUAGAGAAAACAUUCAUCUAUUUGGCGGAGAUAGGGAUCAGAUCACCAUUUUUGGUGGCAGUGCCGGCAGUUGGUCCGUAUCGGCACAUAUUAUCUCCCCAUUGUCUAAGGGGUUGUUUAAGAGGGCUAUUAUGCAAAGCGGCGCUCAUAUGAAUUAUAAGGACAGGGAUGUGAUCAGUAAAGAUGAAGCCUUAGCCGAUGUCAAACGUUUAGCCAAAGAGUUGGGUUGCAGUGAAGACAUGGAUUGGAUUCAGUAUUUAAGGACAGUUGAGGCCAAGGAAUUAGUGAACAAAUCAAAAUCAGUGACAUUCCCGGUGUCGGGCACUGAGUUUUUGCCACUUUCUGCUCAAAAAGCAUUCAAAGAAAACCAAUUUUAUUCUGACAUUGAUCUAAUAGCGGGAAUCACUAGUAAUGAGGGCUCAAUCCUAUCGAGAAUGUUCAUACCUCCCGACAAAAAGGUAUUUACUUUGGAUGACUUUACGGCUGCGGUUAAGUCGUCGGACGCCAUGUUUCACGGCAUAGAUGUCCAGAAUGUGGUCGACAAUUACCUGAAAGGUGUGGACACGAGUAGUACACCGGCUCUGAAGCGAGCGUUUUAUCAAUAUUUUGGCGAUUUAUGGAUUAAAUACCCGACAUAUCUCUUCGCCCGACAAAUGGCCACAAGUGUUGGCAAUCGGCAUAACAUAUACUUCUAUGAACUGACGCAUCAAAACCAGUUGUUUGCCAAACAGUUUGGAUGCGAUGACAAAGACUCGUCUGUCGGACACGCGAUGGAAAUACCGUUUGUUUUUGGAAAGCCAUUUGUGGAACAGACAGUCGACUCUUAUAAUGAAACCGAUUGUCAGUUCAGUCGUGAUGUGAUGCGGAUGUGGACUAACUUUGCGAAAUACGGCAAACUGGACGACAAAUGGCCGCAACUGUUGAGUGAUCCGAAUGUACCGAAAGUGAAAGAUUUAAACCCCGACCCAAACCGACCCCCACUUCACGACCCGUACGGACACUACUAUAAUAACAUUUGGAAAUCUUAUUUUGAAUGA
Molecule: messenger RNA, 2076 nt
Organism: Medioppia subpectinata
Lineage: Eukaryota; Metazoa; Arthropoda; Arachnida; Sarcoptiformes; Oppiidae
Source: the annotation of a GenBank genome assembly